AUGCCCGUCAUGAGUGUACCAGCCCAGCAAAAACCCAACGCCAAACGAACGGGCAAACGCAUCACAUUUUUCAACGAACAAAGUGUAGCAAUGAAGGAAAGUUCCCAGCACCCUGAGGGUUCCUAUUACGUCCCAGGUGGCACCGCUCCAGAUCCCGGACAGAGUGAGGCAGCAAGUACUGUCACUUCUAAUCCAGAGGGCCCUCACAUGUACCUCAACUCUGUCAUCUUUAGCCCAGAUAAGGGCGACCAGAACAGAGGUCAUUAUCAGCAGACUGUGCCUAUGAAGUGGGCUCACCAGGAGCCCAGUCAGCAGCCCUCUCUGUCCCAGCAGCAGAGAGCUGCCUCCUGGAACACUAUGACAAACUGGGGACAGAACAUUGCUAAUUUUAUUGGAGGGGUCAAUGUAACGGACUCAAGGACCCAGAAUGCAUUUGUGAAGUCAAUGCAUGACACGGCUGGCUUACAGCCCCCUACUAGGGCUGCGGACAAGCAGGCCCAGGGGCCAAACCCUGCAGCUGAAGCAUACAGAGAUGCUGUUAAAGCUCGAGAAUGGGAGCAGCAGCAGCAGCAACAACAACAGCAGCAGCAAACUCAAGCCUUUCAAGAGACCUUAAAACCCGGGGCGCUGAACCCCCAGCAGCACAGCACAGUCCACCCUGGAGGAAGCUCAGUGCUGCAGCCCUUCCAGUUGGCUUUUGGUCAGCCCAGGCAACAUCUGCCAGCUUACUACCAGACAUUUCAAGGCAACAGGACAACCCUGCCUAACCCGCCCAUUUACUCAACACAAGGAAAGGCCACUCACCAGAUGCAACAGCUGCAGAAGCAAGAGCAAAUACAACGCCAGCAACAACAGCAACAUCACAUAAUCCAGCAGCAAAUUCAACAGCAGCACCAUCAACAACUGCAGCAGCAACAAAUCCUUCAGCACCAACAGCAUGUCCAGCAACAGCUACAGCAGCAGCAACAACAAAUACAGCAUGAGCAGCAACAACAAAAGAUACAGCAGCAGCAACAACAACAACAGCAACAGCUCCAGAUUCAGCAGCAAAUGCAACAUCAGCAGUUGCAACAACAAAACCCUCAUGUGGUUGACUUUUACCCCGGUGCACAAAAUGCACAACCUCACCCACACCCACAGCCUGUGGUGGUUCACUCCCAGGAGUCCUCUGCAUCAGGGCCUCCAAAGAUCCAGGAACCAAUCAUCCAGGAUAUCACCCCAGAACCCCAGGUACCCUCAGAUCCACUUCAACCCCCACUUCAGAGUGAUCCCCUGUCCCAGUCACAAGCCCAGACUCAGCUCCAAUCCCAAACACAGCUACGCAGAUCACGGCGGCUUUCAAAGGAAGGAGGGGCCCCAUCUGAAAACCCCUUUUUAUCUGUUUCUACGGAUCAGGCCGCACCGGGGCCCCAGGGUUCUCAAAACGGGGCCCGUGACAUCCAGGCUGCUCCGACGGGUGUGAUCCAGAGCACACGUAGGAAACGCAGGGUCUCCCAGGAGGUCAACUUGGAGACGCUUGCCCAGAAAGCAUCGGAAAUGGAGUCCCUGCCCUCACAUGUAGUAAAGGUAAAUAUUCAUGUUCAUGUUGAGAUUCUUAAAGUAUUCAGCUGUCUUCUUUCUUUGUCUGGCUUCUCUUCUCUGUCUGGUUUCUCUGUUGUACUCUCUUGCUCUCUUGUUGUUCUGCUCUCUCAUCUGUUUCUCAGCUGUUUCAUCUUGUGCCGAAGAACCACAAUAAUAAUCCUAAACAGAAGAGACUCAGUGUUCCGUCUCCAUGAUUGCCUUGCAGUUUAUUUCUGAACUGGUCCCCCCAAAGCUGGAAACCUCGAUUGCAAAUAUCUCAGCAAGAGCUAAAAAUCUAUUUUUCUGGUGUUAUCCCAGGGCAUAAUUGCAGUGGGACAUUAGCUCCCUUAACAAGAGCGAGAACUGGAACAAACUGCUUAAGGCAACUGCCAGGAAAACUGCGCCAAAACUUGUGUUGUUUGUGAUUAACAUGUUGCUGGAAGAGACGCUGAAUGUAAUCAACACCCGGCAAAGUAUACGCCUCAGAAAUGAGCUGCAGCUCAGCUCAGCCUUAUAGAGGAAAAAAACAACUAAACUUUUCCCAGGUGUAAAGCAAACUCAACACAGACUUGUAUGUGAGUCUUCUGGAUGAUGUAUUGAACAAACCCUGAUAAGUCUCCAGGACUGACAUGUAAAGUCAUACACUUAUCUGUGUUUCUGUGCUGAAUGUCUUGAUUGUGCAACAAGUUGUGUUGCCAAACAGCAGUGAGUCAGUAUGUCUGUAGCUCAGCAUGCUGUGCCCUGGAUUUGCCUCGCAGGGUAGCUGUUCAUACUGACACUGUGUUUGGUUACAUGCCUGCACACCUCCCCCCUAUCCCAUCAAAGGAGAGAAACUCCAGCCUGGCCUCGUCUGCCCCAUCCCUCCCCCCCUUCCCUCUAUACUGGGAGGGGUGCAGUGUUGCCCUGCUUGCCUGCAGUGCUCAGCAGAAUAUCUCCACCGCUCUGGUGUAGGAGCUAGAGUUUUCCACCAGCAAUAAUGAGCACAGAUCCAGUGAAGCCACGCUGCCACAUGCCUCUCUGCCUAUGCAGAUGCAGCAUGCAGCAAUGGAAGGAAUCUGUCCCCCAGUAGCCUGUGAUGUGGUGUUUUAGAUUGCUUUGAAGUUGCUUCGGUUUGAUCGUUGCACACAUUUGCUUUGAGCUCACUGGCUGCUCGUGCCCACUCAUGAUGGUAACUCAAAGAAAAAUGUGAAGAAUGCUCUACGGGGUAGUUUCUGUCACUGUGAUGCAGCACAUAGUACAGCAAAAUGCAGGAGUGCAAAGAACUUACACAGGAUACAGAAACAGCCGAGGCAUAUUUCUAACUCAAAAUCUGUAUUAGUUGUAAUGCCUAAUGCUCAUAGAUUGAAACAUACUACUAACUGUAACUUUGAGUUCUGAUAAAAACAGGAUGAAUUGUCUUUUGAUCUGAGAUAAAUCUUACAGUAGGCCAAUAAAGGGGAACCCAGCAAAUUUUCAUUUCAGACCUUUGGUGCAGGGUGUCUUGAAUGGUUUCAUCUAGAUCUAACUUAUUCUGUGCAGAAGACCAAAAACUCAAAGGUUUGGGUUUAGCCAUAAAAAAUGUCAAAUAUUUAAUAAUACUAUUAUGAUUAUUAAAUUAAAUAAUAUUUAAUAAUUUACUCCUGAGAAGCUCAAACUUUUUAGGGAAUUUGUAACUUUGUAAAUUCUCUCCCGCGUCUUUUUCAGGAUCCUCACAGGCCGUGGAGCCCAUCUGACUCCGAAACCCUGAAUGCCAAGCGACCCCGAGACGAAAGCCUCCUCCCGCUCGUCAUCCCCGUGUCCGUUCCAGUGCGAAGGCAGGAGCCCUCCUCUCCUGACAGCGAUGAGGGAACUCUUGCCUCUCACUGGCCUCCCAGACCAACAAAUCCCCAGGACCUUGGCCGAGCAGACCACAAGCCCUCGGUCAUCGUCAACCGGAGACGCUCGCUCAGGAAUUCCUUAUCGGAGAACCCAGAGCAGGUGGGUCCAAGUGGUGUUUAUGUUUUAAUUUUUGCUGUACUUAGAUGCAAAUUUUUAGGUUGGUACCUUUCUGCACUUGUGCAUUUGUUCAUCAAAAGUUAAAAUAGAUUUCUGAGGAACAGUGUGAUGAUGAGGCAGUCUUAAACUGUCUUCCUCAGUCUGUAUAAACUCCAACUUUUAAAUCCCCACAUUUGGGCCAUAUUGCUCGUCCGUCGCACGCUCCCUUCCCCCCACCAAGCUCUGUGUCUCCCCUGCCCCCAUUUCAGUCAUCCACACUUUUCUUCCUUUCCCUGUUAUAUUGGGGGGGAUUUGGUGAACCAGUUGCCCUGCCCCAGAUCAGGCAGAUUAUCAGGGUUUAGCAGCCAUACUGUACAAUAUGUACUGCACAACAGAGGGUUGGGGUACCGCUGUCUUUCUGCAGGAUUUCUCCAGAUGAAUGUUAAACUGUGGUUGAGUUUUUGUAGACUUGACAGGAUGUUUCACAGAGUGAACAGUGUCUGAUUUGAUCAUCCAUCUGUUUCAAACUUUUUCUUAAUCAGAAUGGAGCUGAUGGGGAGAGGGACGAUGAUGGCAAAAAGUCCAAACGGCGCCCCCGGCCCGAGCCUCUCUUCAUCCCGCCACCUAAACCUGGUUUAUUCAUCGCCCCUCCGGUCUACUCCAGCAUCACACCCUACCAGAGCCACCUGCGCUCCCCUGUUCGCCUUGCCGACAACCCCCUUACCAUUCCUCCUUACACACCACCGCCAAUCCUCAGCCCCGUCCGCGAGGGCUCGGGACUCUACUUCUCCACUUUCCUGUCCUCAGCUGCGGCUGCUGCAGCCAGCGGGCAAGGCCUGCCGCCGCCUGCGACCCCCAAGUCUGCAACACGCAGCCUGUUGCGUUCCAGUAAGUGAAGAAAUUAAGAUGCUAGUCUUCUCCGAAUUACUCACAGGACAUCAGACUGUGGGAUUAAGAUUGUUAGUUGAUAGUUUGCAUGUAUGAUGAAUCGAUUGUUGCUUCUCGAAUCCUCAAAUUAAGCUUGACUGAAUCGUUUGUGCGUUGCAUGGUUUUGUUUCGAACCUCACAAGUUAGUCUCUGUAAUAUCAAAGUCUGAGUCCUCUGAUCACGACAGGAACCUUUUUGAUAAUGUUACUGAGGAUUGUGUGUCCCUGCUUCAUUUCAGACAGCUGCGACAUCACGCCACCAGUUCUGUCUGCUAUGAGCGAGGCCACUCCAGUCAGCAUAGAGCCGUGAGUAUUUUCUUCCCAGAACCCACCAAACCGUCCUCUUUCAUUAUGGAAAGGGAGGUUUUCAGGGGGCUUGGUGUUUGUUAUUCUCAAAAAAAAAAAAAGGAAAAAAAAUUACAUGGGAGCUCAGAAGCAUGCAGGAUCAACCGGAGCUCUGCAAUCAAUUAUUUAAACCAUAACACUGGGCUGAAUCUUGAAACACAAACUUCUUGUAACUCAAACCCAUCCUUUAAAGCAGCGCUCUUCUCCACCGCUCUCACCACUGGAAUCUUUUGCCCUGUCAUCCUCUGCUAGCACCAGCGCCAGCACUCAUCUUCUUAUUUAACUAAGCAGUCAAACGUCUCUUUCAAUUUAACUGUAUCCUGUCAGAAUUGCUCCAUAUCAACCGUCCCUGUAAAAGCUUCGGGGCCACUCAGAAUCUAAUAGCAGGAAGUCAUCAGAAGCCUGCAUCUGUCCCUUUUAAAAAAGUAUCCAGAAACUGAUUGAAGUGGCCAGAUAUCCAGGGUUAGAGAUAAUACCACAUGAGGCUUAUGUUGAUACUUAAGAUUUAAUCUGUAAGGUUUAAAUCCUCAUUGGUUUAGGGACACUUACAGUCACUGUGGCAACAGUAAGUGCUGUUUAAUAUUACAGCCAGGACUCAUUGAGCGGCCACUCUGUCAGGAAGACAACAGAAGAGCAACUGGUGUAUCUGUGUACACUGCAGCUCAACAGACUUCUAUUGUUCUAGGAAAGAAAAUGCUCAUUGAUAAAGUCAACUGCGGUCUGGUACCAGUUAGCCUGUGGAGGAUCUUGAGUUUUAAAUGUCAAACUGCUGCUCCUUCAGUCCAUAUUUCAGAAUAAAAGCCCUGAAUAUGAUAAGUUUGAACAACUGCAUAGGAAAAAGCAGUAGAAUGAUUCACCUUGGUAGGAUCAGAAACCAUGAAUGGGUCAAAUAUUAGACAAAUUAUUGUGAUCAAGAAACUUGUAUUAAAUCUCAGAGGUGUAUGUUUUCUUUUCUGACACCUAAAGCCAGCAGCUCUGGGUAUCACAUACAGGAUGCGUAUUUGGAGCGUAGCAGCAGCGUAGUGCAGCCCCGGUCAGCUGGGCUCAGGAUAGAGGAAACGAUAUGCUCACAACAGGUCGUUUUGCCUUUCUGUGGUCAAUUUCCUGUUAAUUUGGAUAUAAUUCAGUGACCGUUGAGCCUCUACUAAAUGUGGAAAAGCAACAUGUUUUUACAGUUUGGGGUUUGCAGGUUUACUCGUGUUUAAUAAAGUAAACUAUGUUCCUUUUAUGCUGUGCUGUCAUCUUCAGACAGAGUUAGCAGUUAAACAUCCUGUUGGAGUCCACAUGGAUCAGGGAUUGACCAUCUGAUUGUUCUGUGUUACUGAUAAAUCCAUAACCAGGAAGUAUUUCGCAUCUACACGAUCUGAUACACAGUCGGGAGUUCGCAUAUGGUGUUUUAUUUUGACAUACGUGGUUUUCGUGCUUGACUUCCUGUCUAGAAAGAUCUUCUCUGUGUGGAUUGAUGCGCAUAGGAAGAGUAGAGCAGCAAAAACAGACUUGUCGCUUCUCUUUAGCAGUGCUGCUCUCGAUACAAUGCUGUGACGGAGCUGAUAGGCAUCCUGUAUGCUUUGCUGCAUUGGUUAUUAGAAUGGCAACCUAUUUGCAAUGUGAUAUAAAUACGCACCCUGUAUGUUUUAGCCUUAAGUGUAAUAUAAUGCCACUGCUAGAUGGUGUUUGUAGCACCUCUGAAAGCUGUUUACUAAAUCCUUUUAAAAGGAACAAAAGUAAGGAAAUAAAACUGUUGAAAUGUGGAACUGGACAAAACUGCAGAAGUGCAAACUUGUUAUGAUCAGCAUAUCACAAUGUAACUAGAUCAAUAACAAUGCUCAGAAAGCAGAUUAGCCUGCAGAGAGUGGUGCAGGUGGACUACUGGAAUAGUCAUUCAAUAGUCCUCAGUGAUUAUCAAAUGGUAUAAAUGUGCAUAUCAGUCAGAAACUCGCUGCAGCUUAAACAAAGUUUAAAGACAAAACAGUGAGGCUGUCAUAAAAUAGACAAAGCCUGUCAAAUACAUCUGUUGGAUAUCAUAUAUAGGCUUAUUCAGGCCUGUCACUGAUACACAGUAUUUGUUCUGGUGGUAAUAUUUCAGAUGAUGUGCAGAAAUCAAUGCUGAGAGUGAUAAAAAGAGUGCCAACUUACAGUUUCUAUAGCAGAGCGUGACGCUCAGAGCAGUGUCUGCAGCAGAUGUAAUGGUAUCAAAGCGUGUUUACAUGCACAGUAGAGUCAAGCUUUGGUUAUAACUGGAUUAGGUGAUUUAAGUGGACUGUCUUGUCCCAGUGAACAAGCACUGGGCGAGAAUCGGUUUAUCAGUUAAGUAUAAUUGCCCUCGCUACCUUAGGUCGCCUCAUAACAUGUUACAUCACACGCCAUAAACCAUCAGGAUCAUGACGGCAAAAGUCUAAACAGUUGUUCAAACUAGCUUUAUUGGCAGCAAUGACCAAACUCUGUGUCUUUCCUCUUCAAAGUUGACGUUUGUUUUGAUUCCCAAUAUUAGCCUAGAUAUGAUACGAGAUAUGAUUAACAUGCUGUUGUGUCCUCUGCAUGGAUGAUAGUCUCUUGAAUGGUUGGGGUCUUAACAGUGCCUGUAAACUUGAGCUAAAUAAGACCAAAGAAAGACUAAUAAGCAAACAUCCAAUUAAGUCAUUCAUGAAAAGAUUGAGUAUCUAUAAAAUCAGGGUUACAUGAGAGUAUUUAGGGCACAGAUACUCCGGCUAGUUAACUUUUACACUGUUAGUCAAGGAUUCCUCUUUGUUGUUUUCACAUUCACACUGAAGCGUAGUCUUUGGGGGUUGUAUUGUGCAAGUUGUUAAGCAGUUAGUCAGGGGUCGAGCCAUUGAGGCUUCACAUAAAUCAUGCUUUCAGCCGUGCCUGCUGCACUCCCAAACACACCAGAUCCCAAUCCCAGAUGAACUUUUAGCAGCCUACCUUCCCUGGAGGAGGCUGCCAGAACACAAACACUCAUCUGGAAAUACUGCAGGCCCACUGGAAAUGCAAGGGAGGGAGGCACAGGGGGCAUGCUGGAUCAGGAUUGUCCGUUAAUGUAGCACAGCAUCAUUUUCACAGCACAGCUAUAGCUCUGAGAUAUCUAGUUUCAGCUGACAUUCAAACCGAAGAAGAUGUACGCAUUUAUUGUAUUAGGAGCCAUUUUCUUUGUACUUGAAUGUGACCUUUAUCCCACACCAGGGUAAGGAUCCAUUUGGCUUUUGUUCAAGAGGAGUCCUCCGGUUUAAAAGGACAAUUUUGAGCAAAAUGCAUUUUUAUUAUUACGCUGAGAGCACAAGAAACUCAUGUUCCAAGAUUGAAAUGAUACCAGGGCAGGACUUGUGGGGCACAGAGCCUCAACAUCUUCUGUGACUCAGUGCGUUUACAUGACACUUGAGAAAACUGAAUUAUUGCCUUACUCCGAUUAAGAUUAAGACACCCAGACAAUGUGAUUGGAAUUCAAUUUUCUCUACCAUGUGACCAGCAUAGUCGGAGUAUGAUCGGACAAUGCAUGUGCGCCACACUCUCGUAACCCUGGAACAAAAACACCAGAGAAGAGGAGUAGCGUGCGUCUCAUCUGCAGAAAAAGUAGUGUGUACACAAUACAUGACAAAAACAACGCUGUACGAUGCUCCAUCUUCUUGCUUGAAAACACCCAGCAGCAGUUGUAGCAACUUCUGGCACGGACCUGCCCUUUUUGUUGGGUCAACUGGACACAGGGCCAUAUCUGUGCAUGUAAACGCACUGACUGUUGAAAAAUCAAGACACACAGAAAAUCCUAGACAUAAAAAUAUAAUCUCUUGCUGUCUUGUUGUUCACACUAUUGUCUUGUCUUUAGACGGAUAAAUAUUGGAUCACGAUACCAGGCAGAGGUCCCAGAGCUAAGGCAGCGGUCAGCUGUGGAGCUGGAUCAUCAUCGAGCACAGCUGGUCUGGGCUCCUCUGACUGAGCAGGAGGAGAAACCUGAUUUCCAGGAGAAAGGUAGGAAAUACGAUAUUUUUAAACGAUUGUAUCACCUGAACCUGAGUGCGGGACUGCUGGUUGACACAGUGUGGGUUUAGAAGCAGGAUCCUGUUGGUUUACUCAUACAGCAGCUUCUCACAGUGAAUCUCUCUUCUGUUAUUUAUUCCAAGAAAGGAAAAAAAUGUUUUUCCUUUUAAACUUUGUGUCUGAACUACAUAAACGUUUUGUUUCUUUCUGCAGACGGAACUAUGAAAUAUUCCUUAAAACAGAAAAUGGUGAUUCAAGUACAAGUUGUUUGGGUUCAGGAAUUUUUAAGGAAAAAAAAAAUCAUCUCCAAACAAGAUCCACUUUUUCUUAGCACAUCCCCUCUGUGUGAGAUCAAAUUCAAGCGGAGAAAGCCUCUUGUUUUCACUUUUAUGAACAGUCAGCAUGCAGAUAUUCCCAAAGAAUUUUCAAAUUAAGUCAAAGACGUGUUUUUAUUUUCUGACUCAGAGUAUCGCCGACCCUGGAAAUUUCAUAACAUGAGUAAAACAACAGCAGCACCAGAAACCACAGUCACAUUUCUGUUUAAUAUGUGAAUCUUGCAAUUACUGCUGUGUGAUGUCUCUUCUCUCACUAACCAGAGAAUAUUGUCUCCUCCUCAGUAUGAAGAAUAAUGAACCGGUGUUAUUUUCCUCUGUUGCUUUAACCUCCUGCCUCUCGUCUCUUUCAGUGGACAACCUCAUGCACCUGGCUUGCUCUAGUGUUUUGUGUGGAGGAGGCACCAACCAGGAGUUAGCCCACCAUUGUCUGUACGAGUGCAAAGGGGACAUAAUGGUGAGCAGAAAAGAACAAUCCAAACAGACGUACGAGGCAGCGAUUUGCUGUUAUAAUGUGCCAGGAGCUAUGUUCUGCACUGUGCGUUGAGGUUUUCUUCUAACCCACACACACUCGAACACACAAGGCCUGCAUUGAAGAUUCCUUUGACACUCAGAAAGCCUGCCCUAGUUUUGACUAGAGGCUCCUAAAACCUUUCAUUUCAAAUAAUAUUUUGCUUCCUUUAGUCAAAUCUGAUUAGAUUAUGCUACUUUUUGUGUGCUAGAUUUUCAAAACUGGUGUGGCAGUUUGGAUGUAAAUCUUUAAAUCAUCUUCUCCCACUGAAAGCAAGCAGAUCAUGUGGAAAAAAACAGGACGAGGAGAGUAAAUUUCUAUUUACUGACCAGCUGCAUGUGAACCUAAUGUUAAAAAUAAUCCUAUUGUUGCGGGGUAUGCUCGCACGCAGAGUCGAUAUCUUCAACAAACCAGUUAUCAGAACGUAGUGAUUGAAUGCCUUCAUUGGAGAUCUUAAUGUUUACUGAGCGGAUGUGACUGAUCUAUAGACUCUCAGUAUGCUAUGUACUGAAACUGUGCGGCGGCCUGAGAUGACUGAGAUAGUACAAAGGUUCAGUUGUUCAGUCAGAGGCGGAGAGACGCCAAGUCGUAGAGCACAAGAGCUGCAGAUACUGGAAGAUGUGAUGCACUCAGUAGACCUAAAUCUAUCGAUCUGUUAGUCUGUUGCAGAAAAAUAAACAUCAAUUUAUCAGGUUACAUAAUUUUCAAGCUGAAGCUGUAGGGAUAGCUGCCUUCAAUGUGAAAGCAUUAAGUUGUUUGUAACUCAACUCAAAAUUAUUUUGAAUUCGUUUUUCUGUCUUGCUGUUUGUUAUAAUUUCAGAGCAGGACAAUAGGGCAGCUUAUUUUCAACAAAAAUAAAGAAUACUGGGUUGCUUGGUCAAUGUUGAGAUCAUGAUUUUUAUGUGAGACACAGUCUGUUAUGAAACUUUCUUGAUGAGUAUUUUUCUCAGUUACUGGUGAAAUUUAGGAAAGGAUUAACUUCUUUGUCUUUGUAUGGAAAAUUCUUAAUUAAAAAGGAGAAAAAUCCCCACAGAUUAACAGAUUAAUCUGAGAAAUAAAUCUGUAGAUUAAAUCAAUGAUCAUGUGGCUCCAGCAUAAUCCAAAAAAAGAAAACAGACCUGGAAAAACAUGUGAGUGUCCCUUCAGUGUAGAACAAAAACUCUGAGAUGGAACCUUUUAUUUUGAAAAUUUUAAAAUAUGAGCAUUUACAUAAAAAGUCAUAAAUAUCUGCCCCUGUUGCAACUGUAUCCUGAGAUUUCUUUCAGUUUCAACAAGUUAAAAUCAGGUGUCAUGCAACAUGAAGAAACCGACUUUAAAGAUGCAGUCUGUAGUAUUUAGUGGCAUUCAGCAGAACAUACAUGCACUGCCAUAUCAAACAGUAGUUCAGUGUUUAUUUAUUUAACAAGUUGCUGAACUGCACUAGCUGGAAGAUGAAGGAAAAGAGUGGUUUGUUAUCAAUAAUUAAAAAAAAUGAUCUUAAUGAAUUGAAUUCAAGGAACCUGAGUUCUAAAAUGGAAGAGCGUACAGGAGGCUAAACAAACAGGAAGGCUAAACAAAGGAGUGUUUUAAUCUUGAAUCCGAGCACUAGACAUAGUUAACAAUUCCCAUUUCUACGCACUGUGUCUUUAAAGCCACUUGAGCUUUUAAGUCAUAAAUAUCUGAGAGGGAGGUCAGCGGUGAUGCGUCCUGUGUUUCAUCCCUUUCACAUCACUGUCAGACCACUGAUGACAUCAGAGCACAUCAUCAGGGCAGCGUGCGGCGCAGACACCCGAGGAUGUAACUCAUCAAGCGCAGAGUUUAAAAAAAAGAAAUCAUCUGACUGAAGCACUUUGCCUGGCUCAGAUGAAACAGAGCACUCAAUAAUGAAUGUGCUGUGUUACUGAUAUUAAUGGGGUAAAAAGUAGGAACACUGUGCUCCACACCGGCUGUGGUAAGUGGGCUUAAUUGCAGCCAAAAGCAACAUAAAAAAAAAACAUCCGGACUGGUACUUUCUCGAUCAUGUCACUCAUCUAUGAUAACAGUUAAGGGUGCUGUCAUAUUAUAUGUAAUGUAAGACUAUGUAACAGAGAUGAGCAGAGUUAGAUUGCCACUAAUGGAUGCUAGGAUAUUAAAAAAAACAAGUCAAAUCUUUACAAGAAAAGCUUCACUUCCUGUGACCUGCUCAUAAAAUACUGGUGCAGCUCAAAAAAACUAUCCCUUAAAGUUAAAUUUUUUUCCCCCAUUGCUUAAUUCAAAAAGUGAAAACUAGAUUCAUCACACAUAAAUGAGUAUUGUUGUGUGCUGAACCAGAGUGAGAGAAAAAAGUUAUUCCUGAUAAGAGCUCUGAUCAGGAUUGAAGUGACUGACAAGAAACUGGACAUUUACUGUGAUUUCUAAUGUUUCAAGUUAGUGGAUUUUUGUGAGCUGUUCACUGUUUUCAUCAAGAUUCAAACAAAAAAAUACUCUUUUAAAUAAUUCACGGUGUGUGUGAUGAACCUAGAAUAUUUUCAAGUUUCACUUUUUGAACUAAAUUAUGAGGAAAAACAAACUUUUGUACAAAUCAACCAAUUGCUGUAGUUUCAUUACGUAUAAGAAAAAAAAUUGUCAUCUUUAAAUGUCGGUGAUUUGGGUUUUUCUAUUAUCUUAAUUUGACAUUUUAAAAAUUAGGUCGCACAAUUAACUUACCAACUUUAUCAUUUUAGUGCAAGGAUCAUUGGACUUCCUAACCUGCAACUUCGUAAUAAUCUUUCCAGAAAUCAGCAACCUCUAAUGUCCCUAAGGUGGUUAAACAUUACAUAUGCAUGAAUCCCAGAACCAAAGUCUGAGUAAUCUUCAUGUUUAGACUGUAGUCCACAGUGGAUAUACUGUAAUGACAUGCUGGGUUAAAGCCUGAGAUACUUCAUUUGGCUGGUUUGCAGAGACGUACAUGUCACUGUGUUUCUUCUGCUGCUGUUGAAAUUCCCACAAUAACCUCAGGGGUCAUAUUGCAACAAAGAAAAAAAGAAAACAGAUGUCACCAUUCUUUAUUUGCAUGAUUUUAAUUCAGUUUGAAGUACUUAAAAAUUGAUAAAAUAUGUAUAUAAAGACGUGUUUCAGCCCUCUCUGUUGGUGUCCUUUGGCUUCCACUUAAUGCUCUAGUGGGAAGUAGACCCGCUGUGUGAAACUGAAUUACCAUGGAUUUAAUUACAAAAGGAUUAUUUGACACUUAAACAAGUACUCGUGUUUAACCUGAGUGAUUUUGACUGUGAGUUGACUUACAGAGUAAUAUCAGAGCUGUCAGACUGCUCGGUGGUGGUACUGGUGGAGAUUUUUAGGCCCCAGCGACCAGCGCUGGUCCAACGUUGUCAAGGAAACAAAGAGUGGAGGGGUACCGAGUCGCCCACUCUCUGUAACUGCAGCAGCAGUCCAGCUCAAACUGCUGCUUCAAACAUGAAUGCAUAGUUAAAGGUUUUAGAAGUUACUUUUUUAUUUGCUCGAUUUAAUGAGGUGCUUUCAUCAUGCUGUAAAAAUGAGAACGAUGGUUAUCUUAUCUUACUUUCUUCGUCAGUUAUCUAUAGCGGUUCAUUCUUUGUUUGGCUCUGUGUGCUUUCCCUGAUUUAUAAGUACAAUUGGAGCGCAGGAGCUGACUUGGCAGGAGUGACCCGCUGUAUAAGGGCUCAUAACAGUCACAGCUGUGCAGCCAAAUGUGCCAGGUUUGAUCACUCUCCGGUAACAUUUCGAUGUUUGUUUUUUUCAGGCUGCGCUCUCACUUCUAAUGCUGAGGAAUCCAGUUUUCUCCAAGGGUCACCAUCUCUGCAACUACCACUACUCAGGUAGGUCUUAAAGAUAGUUUGUUGAAGGUUUUUUCACGUACCGUUUACAGCUUGAAAUACUGAAUAGACGGAUCCUUUUUGUCUUAUUCGGUAUUAAGUGGAAUAUUUUGGGUUAAAGGUCGCUGAGUGCACAGAACAAGCUAGCUUAAAGACGUCGGUGUGUUUUUGUUGUGAUUGAAUUUGUUGGUGUAUCAUGACUUCUUACUUAUCUAAUCAAAAGACGUUCAUUUGAUAACAUGAUCUUGAACGUCAGCUUUAGAUUUAUCACAUCAAGAUGGUGCUUUAGCAUGAGUGAACCAGAUGAGUUGAGGCUGAAGUUUCCAGCAGCAUCCCUCUCUCUUUUAUCCGUUAAAACCCCACCUGGCUGGUGUUUGUUUACUCAAAACAAUCCCUCAUAAAAGCUCCAACUAAUUUAUUUUGCCCCACAUGUGAUUUAGUUCCCCGAAAAAAAGGAUUUAAUGACCACAUCACACCUCCAUCUCUCAAAACCAUUAAAGUGUAACUCUCUAAGCCCCCCUCUCCCCUGGUCUUGCUUCAAAGCGGUGGCAGCUGCAGCAGUGAGAGUGUCCGGGUGUUGGUGGGGGUAGCUGGGUGACUGUGGAGGAUUGUCAGGGUCGACGUGGUGAGGGGAGGAGGGAGGGGAGAGGAGGGGAGGUUUACAGCAUGUGGUUAAUCCCAAGCAGAAGACAGGAGAGCCAUUGUUUAUCGGCUGAUUUGAAUGUGUGUGUGUGUGUUUUUGGUGCAUGUGUGUGUGCUUUAAGGGUGGGGGGUGGGAUUUAAUUCGCCAGAGUCUGCGUAAAUAUAGAGCAUGAGCUGGAACUUGCUCAGUGUUCAAAUGUUUAAACGGACAUUAAACAUGCUGCAUGUGCCUCUUUAAAUUCUCCUCUCCUCUCCUCUCCUCUCCUCCCCUCUCUCUCUCUCUCUGUGCUUCUGCCCCCCCCUCAGGAUCAGACAGUUGGACCGCAGCUGAGAGACGCCAGUUCAACAAAGGCAUCACUGCAUACAAGAAGGACUUCUUCAUGGUGCAGAAACAGGUAUGUCGUGGUUUCAAGCACAAGAACCUCCGAAAAACUCUUGACGCUUUCUGAUUCCAUUUGCUUUUCCAGCUGUUUACUUCCUCCCCCCUCUUAAAAAAAACUGGCGCUCGAUAUUUGACUAUUGGUGGGUGGGGAAAGGAAACAGAGUCACUCUCAAACAAUGUUUCCUUCAUGUUUAAUUAUUUGCAGCUCGAGCAAUGGUUACUUUUCCACAAAGCUGCAGAACUACCCGUCUUAAUCCCCUCGAUGAUUAAGAGGAAGAAAAUGUAUUUCUGUGUUUGUUUUACACUUCGAAUCAGUCCAAAAAACACCAGAUUAAAGCAACGUUAUGUAACUCUUUUCCCUUAAAGUAACAGCUCCGAAAUGAUUUAACAGCACACUGUCUUUCAUAACUUCUGCCCGCCCUUAAGGCUUGUUUUUAUCUCUUUGUUUACAGGGUAUGAGAUUGUUUCCUCUUAUUCCCCAAUGAGUUCUGAGUAUUGACUUAAACCGAGUCUCUCAUCAAUAUUAGUAUAAUACAUAGAGGUACCAUUGAGCCAUUUAGCUAUAUUUGAUAGUUGUCAAAAUCAUAGGGACUCUCCAAAGCAACAGAUUACAAUCUAUGUUACAGUUACAGUUGGUAGACACUUUUGUCAAAAGAAUAAGUACAACACAAACCAAGAUCUAGAUAGAAGGAAACCACAUGAGAAAGUGCCGCAAACUGCUUUUAGUCCUGAAUGUACUGAAUGUAUUGCCUCUGCAGUGCCUGAGGUAAUACACAGUUGUUGUUUUGAAUAAUCUGAGAUCAAGAGUAUCAAUAUCGAUCAGUUUCAAAACCAGAUUAAAACUCCGAACUGAAUUUGUCAGGUAAAUGUCAUUUUAAAAUAGGAGUACAAAAUGUAUUUGUGUGUGUGUGUGUGUGUGUGUGUGUGUGUGUGUGCGUAUGUGACAGGUGGGGGGACAGGGGGAUUUACCUGCUCGUCUUUCAGAUAACAGUCACUCUCCUGAUUCAUUUCUCACCAGCACGCUCCAGUUCUCAUCUCCGUAAAUGACUUUAAAAAACAAGUACUGACUAAAAGGGAAUUUGUGUGUUUGUGUGUGUGGUUCACAGGUGACAACCAAGUCCGUAGCGCAGUGUGUGGAGUUCUACUACACAUAUAAGAAGCAUGUGAAGAUCGGUCGCAACGGGACGCUGAUCUACGGCGAGGCUGAGCCUCUGGAGAACAGGACCACAGAGGAGGAGACAGACCACAAGGUCAGCUGCGUGUUGAAUAAAGGGGUCACUGAAUGUUGAUCAAACCUGUCCCAAAGCUGCUCUGCCCCAGGAACAAAAACAACAACAAAGUGCAAACAUUGAUUUAAGUGUUUACAGUUUUUGCCUUACGUCUCCAGAGCAUUGUCUUAAGUAAGGAGGACUUAAUGGACUGUGCGCUCCAUGUUAAUCUGGUUAGAAAUAAGCAGAAGGAAAAGACGAUUUGGCUUCAACAUGAUCUGAUUAAACACAAAACAGCAGAGUUUCACUAAGAGCUUAAACUGCAAAGGUGCAGUCCAGAAAUGAAGAAUAACUCUGUUGACAUUUCCACCCAUUAUACCGUCCUCAGCAUUUCAAGAUGAGUCGUUUAUUUUUUGCACAAUGGAGCUACAGUUUUGUUGGGUCUUAUUUUAAUUAUUCAGAAUCGUGCAGCAAAAGGUAAACUCUGACUCAGCAUCCUUCCUUAGACCCUGCGUUGCUGCAUACAAAUCAUCUAAAGUAUAUCACUCAUAGUCGAUGUUCCUGAGAUGUUUGUGUAGCUUAUCAUCAACAUUAAAGUAACACUUAGAUGUCAUUUCCUAUUUUCAUGCCGGGCAUUUCUUCACUUCUCCCUCGGUCCAGCAGGGAUCUCAAAGACUGGGGCCGCAGCGGGAGGAGGACAGCAGGAAGUGGGAGGAGUCAGCUGACAGGAAACAGGAUGUCGGUCCCACCAGAGUGACACACUCGCUGCAGUCCACGGAUAUUGUGAGUGUGAAAUUAAUUACCAGCUGUGCGUGGGAAAGGAACAGCGGAGUGAAAGAGGCAAUAGAAACAGAAGUUUAAGGGAUGAAAGGUGGAAGAGUUUGUGCUUGCGUCUGUUUGUUUACUUCGGUACAUCAUGGACUCAAAUUCCUUUUAUAACCCAUUUCAGAUUUGACCUUAGCUGAGAGGGUUUUCUGGAUUAACCCCAGAGACCUGAACUUCUUUAUUGAAGCGUAUGAAAAUGAAACAUGGUUAAAGUCUGUUUUUCUCUUGUGGGACUAAUAAGGGAGUAUCUCAUCUUUUCUUGAUUUACUUUUCCUGCAGUCAGUGAGAGAUCCUCCUCUCACUUACCGCUCUCAAACAUGAACAAACCUUUCAAAAACUUAUCAGGUGAAAAAGCUUCUCAGGAGUGUGUAUCUUCAUAAAAAGAUAUUUGUUUUGGAGGCACACACCCUGUGUCAAGAGGUUACGCCUCAAGCUGUUGACCAGGGCUCGGUUCCAGUCUGUGGCUCCUCUCCAACAUGUCAUUUUCCAGCUCUCUCUUCCCAUUUCCUGCUCUGUCCAAUAUCCACCAUAUUACCUUACACAUGCUCUUGGUGCUUUCAAAAUAAAACCCUUUUUUUUUAUAUGUAUAUAUAUAAUAUCUGAAAAACAAAUUAGCAUUAUUUAUUCAUCAGGUAUAUAAGAGACUUCUUCCCAACCAAGAAUUGAAAGUAGAAACGAACAGACUUCAUUUCAUGUUUUUCGGAUCCUGUUUUUGUUUGAUCUUUGGGAAUAUUCAAACAGUUUUGAGUUUCUAAAGUUGAUGAUUUUCAUGAGCUUUGAGACAAAAUGAUCAAAUUUCAAACAAAAAAUAAAUCUUGAAAUAUUUCACUUGACAUCCAGUGUCUGAAGAAAACCUGAACAUUAACCCUUUUAAAGAUAAAAACAGACACAGCCAGGCGUUAUUUUGGAGUUUGUUUCUCUAACGCAGGGUUUCAGUUGAUUUGAGCAGGUAUGACACAUUUGUCCUUUUGAACUUUGCCUGACUCGUCCUGGUUGUGAGUGUUUGUUGGAUUUGUUGCCCUCUGCUGGAUGUUUCAUGGGGCCGGUUUGGCUGAUGUCUAUCUUCCUAGAUUGUGUAACCUCAUUAUGUCUGAUAGCAAACAAUGACUCGACAAGAAAUCUUUAUUCCAGUUAUUUGCCUCGCGUUACGCCGUUUAGCAGUGAGCGAAACACAAUACGCUGCUGAAAAAGAGCCAGAUUGUGUGACUGUGAGCGUGCGUUUGCUUCAACUCUGUAACACUAUCCAACAUAAAGGUGCUCAUAAAGCAGCUCCAGGCUCAUUAUGUUCCUUCCUUGUUGCUCUCAGUGACACUGUCAAAGGUCUUUUGAAGCUUUGGUGUUAACUACACCUCUCACUUCUAUUGUUCAUGCAGCCCGGGACCGUCCUCAUCAUGAAAGGCCAGGAGGACACAGCCAGGGACCAACCGCUGCCCCGGGUCAUUCAUCCUCCCCCUCCCAGCUCCAAAACACGCUACGACGGCAAUGCGCGCAGGACCAGCCCUUCAACAGGCAGCAAAGGCGCGGCCAAUCAGGAAGGAGAGUUCCCCUGCAAGAAGUGUGGCAGGUCAGUGAUCAGAAACACCUCUUGACAGUCGGUGCAGCUGUUUUGGAGACGCCGGCAUGUCUUCUGUUUACUCAUUCAAAACUGACAGCAGCGGUCACUUCGGUUACAUAAGCGGCCCGAGGCUGAUCGAACCCGAUCCGACGAGAAGACUUCUGCAGGGAAUAUUUCUCCUGCUGUUGCCCACUUGGAAUGGGUUUUCAGUAAAUAAAAGGAAGUAUUUUGCGGCGUUUGAAAGAGCCGAAUCCUCCUGUUGUGGUUUGAUUAAGUAACAGCCUGUCCUCCAGCAACACCAGGCCUGUUAUUGCCAACUGUGUCCUAGCAACUGAAACACAGAGUAGAUGCGGCACAUCUCACCUCUCUUCAAAUGCAACUCUACACAGUGACAUGACAAGAGCUUCACUCACACUUGGAAAUACUUGCCCUGCUCACAUUGGCCAGUUAUAGAUCAGACAGCACUGAACAGAUAAACGAUGCUGUAGGACCUCCAAUCAGUCAUGAACUACUAUGAAAGUGACACACGCAGCUGCCGACCAGCUGCUCCAUCACACGCUGUGAUCUUCAUCGUGCUGAUAUAACUCGACAUCAGUCAGCCUUGAUUUUAUGUAUCACUCUGGCUUUAUGAAGAGAGAUUAAGAAAGGGAGGGAAAAAAAAAGGUCAACAGCUUUAGAGUGUCAAUGCAGUUAUGCUCCAUAGAUUAGUAAAUUACCUGAUAAAAUAUUUGUACAUCUCAGAUUACUGAAAUUGAAAACUUCAACAUGUGACAACCCUGAUUAUUACACGACCCUCUUCCUUCAAGGUAACAUCUUAUGAGAACCUUAUUGGAGGCCAAAUCUAAGUUUUUUAAAGAAUUCAGUUUGAGUUAAAAUACCGAUAAAAGGCACACAGAUGAUUUUAAAAAUGUAAAUUGAUUUCUUGAACAGCUUUUAAAUGAAAUUAUGUUUCAUGCGCUCCUAAAUUUCAGACGUUACACACCCUGGUGUCAUAUGUUUGACAUUUCUAUAACACCUCUGGCAGUUGUGUUUUUCUUAAAUCACCAAACGCAGCUCAAGGAAGAACAUUUAUGAUCAUUACUUUAUCAUUUCCUUAAAGUAAUAAUCAUAUUAAUCAUUAAACAUAUUAAUUUUACACUGGAGACGCGGUCUUCCUUAGCGUCUCGGUCUGAUUGCAAGAAAUGAUCAUGAGGUUAGGUGCUGUUCUGAGCAUUAUUUGUGGCUAUAGAGUGGCGUUUUGGUUGAGGUUUGUUUAAAGCUCCUCAGACCGCUGUGUAUUGCUAUUGUGCGGUCGUUAUAAAGUUGAGAAGCAAGCGGUCGGCAACAUUCAUCUCAAAUAAAAAGUAUUGAUAAUCUCUCGCCACUCUUUAGCUGAGAGCGCUGAGUCAUGACUGUAACUUCACCAGCUUCAUGAUACCAACUCAAAGAGCCUCAGCAUUAACCUCUCCUCCCUCUCUUUCCCGUAGGAUUUUCUACAAAGUGAAGAGCCGCAGCGCCCACAUGAAGAGUCACGCCGAGCAGGAGAAAAAGGCCGCCGCGCUACGCCAGAAGGAGGCCGAAGAGAGAGCGGCGGCGAAAGCAGCCGCUGAGGCCGCCGCCAUUCUCGCUGCACGUCAGCAGAACGGGACUCGGCAGGUGGGCGGGGACAGCACCAACGACGACUCAUCGGACGGCGAGGACGAGGACGACGAAGACUGGCAGUAA
Xyrichtys novacula (pearly razorfish) is the source of this 19700-nucleotide messenger RNA. Lineage: Eukaryota; Metazoa; Chordata; Actinopteri; Labriformes; Labridae. The record is from the annotation of a GenBank genome assembly.